AUGUCUACCCAGCCUACCAAGUCCAAGAAGAACGCAACUGCUGUGGCCCACGUCAAAUCUGGAAAGGGUCUGAUCAAGGUCAACGGUGUUCCAAUCACCCUUGUGGAACCAGAAAUCCUCAGACACAAAGUUUACGAGCCUCUGCUUAUUGUCGGUCUUGACAAGUUUGCCGGCUUGGACAUCAGAAUCAAGGUCACCGGUGGUGGUCACGUUUCCCAGGUUUACGCUAUUAGACAGGCCAUUGCUAAAGGUUUGAUUGCCUACACAGCCAAGUACGUCGACGAGUCAAGCAAGAACGAGCUGAAGAAGAUUUUCACCUCUUACGACAGAACCCUGUUGAUUGCUGACGCUAGAAGAAUGGAGCCAAAGAAGUUCGGUGGUCGUGGUGCAAGAGCCAGAUUCCAGAAAUCCUACCGUUAA
Messenger RNA from Ogataea angusta, 420 nucleotides. RefSeq lists its product as uncharacterized. The coding region runs from base 1 to 420 and encodes 139 amino acids. Gene Ontology annotation, molecular function: RNA binding; structural constituent of ribosome. Gene Ontology annotation, cellular component: cytosolic small ribosomal subunit; ribosome. The record is from RefSeq and is a predicted model, not a curated record. Lineage: Eukaryota; Fungi; Ascomycota; Pichiomycetes; Pichiales; Pichiaceae. The transcript is spliced from 2 exons. Gene Ontology annotation, biological process: maturation of SSU-rRNA from tricistronic rRNA transcript (SSU-rRNA, 5.8S rRNA, LSU-rRNA); translation.